This is a messenger RNA of Aureobasidium melanogenum CBS 110374, 705 nucleotides long. Its product is annotated as putative C-8 sterol isomerase (Erg-1). The record is from RefSeq and is a predicted model, not a curated record. Gene Ontology annotation, cellular component: endoplasmic reticulum. Gene Ontology annotation, biological process: ergosterol biosynthetic process. NCBI's taxonomy places the organism in Eukaryota, Fungi, Ascomycota, Dothideomycetes, Dothideales, Saccotheciaceae. The transcript is spliced from 2 exons. The coding region runs from base 1 to 705 and encodes 234 amino acids.
AUGGCAGCAAAGAAGAACGGCGGCUCAAAACCUGUGAAAGGCAGCAGCCGCGCAAACACAUUUUCCAUCAUCGCGGUCCUCAUCGCCCUUUUUUCCGCCAUUGUUUACUAUAUGGAACAAAAUCUUCAAAGUUUCUAUGUUUUCGACACACAACAACUUCACGACCUUUCUAAGAGAGCAAUCGCAAACCAUGGAAACGACACUAAGGCUGUUGUUGCACAGAUCGUUGGCGAGCUCAGCCAGGGUCCUGCUGCUGAAUAUGUCAACCUGAACGAGGAAUGGGUCUUCAACAAUGCUGGAGGCGCAAUGGGUGCCAUGUACAUCAUCCACGCCAGUAUCACUGAGUACCUGAUUAUCUUUGGUACUGCCAUUGGAACCGAAGGACAUACUGGUCGCCACACUGCAGAUGACUACUUCCACAUUCUCAAGGGUACUCAGACUGCCUACUCACCUGCUGCCGGCCACUACGAGCCCGAGGUUUACCCCCAAGGCAGCGUACACCAUUUGCGUCGUGGUGAGGUCAAGCAGUACAAGAUGGACGACGCUUGCUUCGCUCUGGAGUACGCUCGUGGUUGGAUUCCUCCUAUGCUUGGUUUCGGUUUUGCCGAUGGUCUUACCAGCACUCUUGACUUCCCUACUCUCUGGCACACCACCAGGAUUACUGGCAGGGAAAUGUUGUCGAACAUGGCCAAGGGAAAGCUUUAG